CCUCACACAAAGCCCAGACGUGGAGAAAAUGGCGGCAGGGGUCGAAGCGGCGGCCGAGGUGGUGACGACGGAGACCAAAAUGGAGGAGGAGAGCGGCGCGCCCGGCGUGCCAAGCGGCAACGGGGCUCCGGGCCUGAAGGGUGAAGGAGAGCGACCUACUCAGAAUGAGAAGAGGAAGGAGAAAAACAUAAAAAGAGGAGGCAAUCGCUUUGAGCCAUAUGCCAAUCCAACUAAAAGAUACAGAGCCUUCAUUACAAACAUACCUUUUGAUGUGAAAUGGCAGUCACUUAAAGACCUGGUUAAAGAAAAAGUUGGUGAGGUAACAUACGUGGAGCUCUUAAUGGACGCUGAAGGAAAGUCAAGGGGAUGUGCCGUUGUUGACUUCAAGAUGGAAGAAAGCAUGAAAAAAGCUGCCGAAGUUCUAAACAAGCAUAGUCUGAGUGGAAGACCACUGAAAGUCAAAGAAGAUCCUGAUGGUGAACAUGCCAGGAGAGCAAUGCAAAAGGCUGGAAGACUUGGAAGCACAGUAUUUGUAGCAAAUCUGGAUUAUAAAGUUGGCUGGAAGAAACUGAAGGAAGUAUUUAGUAUGGCUGGUGUGGUGGUCCGAGCAGACAUUCUUGAGGAUAAAGAUGGAAAGAGUCGUGGAAUAGGCACUGUUACUUUUGAACAGUCCAUUGAAGCUGUGCAGGCUAUAUCUAUGUUUAAUGGUCAACUGCUAUUUGAUAGACCAAUGCACGUGAAAAUGGAUGAGAGGGCCUUACCAAAGGGAGAUUUUUUCCCUCCUGAGCGUCCACAGCAACUUCCCCAUGGACUUGGUGGUAUUGGCAUGGGGCUAGGCCCAGGAGGACAGCCGAUUGAUGCCAAUCACCUGAACAAAGGCCUUGGCAUGGGAAACCUAUGACCUGCAGGAAUGGGAAUGGAAGGCAUAGGAUUUGGAAUAAAUAAAAUGGGAGGCAUGGAGGGACCUUUUGGUGGCGGUAUGGAAAACAUGGGUCGAUUUGGAUCAGGGAUGAACAUGGGCAGAAUAAAUGAAAUCCUAAGUAAUGCACUGAAGAGAGGAGAGAUCAUUGCAAAGCAGGGAGGAGGUGAAGGUGGAGGCAGUGUCCCUGGGAUCGAGAGGAUGGGCCCUGGCAUUGACCGCAUUGGGGGUGCCGGCAUGGAGCGCAUGGGCGCAGGCCUGGGCCAUGGCAUGGAUCGUGUGGGCUCUGAGAUCGAGCGCAUGGGCCUGGUCAUGGACCGCAUGGGCUCAGUUGAGCGCAUGGGCUCCGGCAUCAAGCGCAUGGGUCCACUGGGCCUCGACCACAUGGCCUCCAGCAUCGAGCGCAUGGGCCAGACCAUGGAGCGCAUCGGGUCUGGCGUGGAGCGCCUGGGUGCCGGCAUGGGCUUCGGCCUUGAGCGCAUGGCCGCGCCCAUCGACCGUGUAGGCCAGACCAUUGAGCGCAUGGGCUCUGGUGUGGAGCGUAUGGGCCCUGCCAUCGAGCGAAUGGGCCUGAGCAUGGAGCGCAUGGUGCCCGCAGGCAUGGGGGCUGGCCUGGAGCGCAUGGGCCCUGUGAUGGAUCGCAUGGCCACCGGCCUGGAGCGCAUGGGCGCCAACAACCUGGAGCGCAUGGGCCUGGAGCGAAUGGGCGCCAACAGCCUGGAGCGCAUGGGUCCUGCCAUGGGUCCAGCCCUAGGUGCCGGCAUUGAGCGCAUGGGCCUGGCCAUGGGUGGCGGUGGCGGUGCCAGCUUUGACCGCGCCAUCGAGAUAGAGCGUGACAACUUCGGAGGAAGCUUCGCAGGUUCCUUUGGCGGAGCUGGAGGCCAUGCUCCUGGGGUGGCCAGGAAGGCCUGCCAGAUAUUUGUGAGAAAUCUCCCAUUUGAUUUUACAUGGAAGAUGCUAAAAGACAAAUUCAACGAAUGUGGCCACGUGCUGUAUGCCGACAUCAAGAUGGAGAACGGGAAGUCCAAGGGGUGCGGUGUGGUUAAGUUUGAGUCGCCAGAGGUGGCUGAGAGAGCCUGCCGGAUGAUGAAUGGGAUGAAGCUGAGUGGCCGAGAGAUUGAUGUUCGAAUCGAUAGAAAUGCUUAAGCAGUUGCCUUUUUUAAACAUCGAUACCAGACCUCUGAAUUUGUAUUUUUUCUUGUUAACCAUUUUAAUUUGUUGGCUGGAUGUAUAAAGAUGUUUAAAAAAUUCAGUUGCUUUUUGGGGUAAUUUGAAUUACUUUUUUAAUGACUGGGGUUCCAUUUGACUGUUUGCAUUGAGAUUGCAAUGUGCGCAAUUUUUUUUGUAGUUGUGGCAUCUUGUUGACAUCGAAUAAGACUUUGAUAAUAAAUACCAGUUCCUGAAAAAAAAAAAA
Messenger RNA from Lutra lutra (Eurasian river otter), 2333 nucleotides. RefSeq names its product heterogeneous nuclear ribonucleoprotein M-like. Gene Ontology annotation, cellular component: cytoplasm; nucleus; post-mRNA release spliceosomal complex. Lineage: Eukaryota; Metazoa; Chordata; Mammalia; Carnivora; Mustelidae. Gene Ontology annotation, biological process: regulation of mRNA stability involved in response to oxidative stress; alternative mRNA splicing, via spliceosome. The record is from RefSeq and is a predicted model, not a curated record. Gene Ontology annotation, molecular function: mRNA binding. The transcript has 3 exons.